CUGGCACUCAUCACUUCCUGACAGUUUCCUGGAUUUUGUGUGCUGAACAAAAAGGUUCUGAGGAAUCGGCACUCCCCUAUUGUCUUUCAGGGCAUGGGAGUUUGUGUAAAGAUGCAGCUGUGAUCCUCGGCUGUGUGUUUCAUUGAAGGGACCUGAUGUUUUACAUUAUUGGUGGGAUCACAGUGUCUGUGGUAGCUUUCUUUUUCACCAUUAAGUUCCUCUUUGAGCUUGCCGCACGUGUAGUCAGCUUCCUCCAGCAUGAGGAUCGGGAACGCCGAGGGGAGCGGACCAUUUAUGACUACGUGCGAGGCAACUACUUGGACCCCCGCUCUUGCAAAGUUUGCUGGGAUUGGAAGGACCCCUAUGAGGUGGGCCACAGCAUGGCCUUCCGAGUGCAUUUGUUCUACAAGAAUGGCCAGCCCUUCCCUGCUCAUCGCCCCGUGGGGUUACGAAUUCAUAUCUGCCAUGUGGAGCUAGCAGUGGAUAUUCCAGUAACCCAGGAAGUGCUUCAGGAACCCAAUUCGAAUGUGGUGAAGGUGGCAUUCACUGUGCGCAAGGCUGGGCGCUAUGAGAUCAGUGUAAAAAUUGGGGGAUUGAAUGUGGCAUAUAGCCCUUAUUACAAAGUCUUUCAGCCAGGGAUGGUGGUUCCCUCCAAAACCAAAAUUAUUUGCCAUUUCUCCACUCUGGUGCUGACUUGUGGGCAGCCACACACCUUGCAGAUAGUGCCCAGAGAUGAAUAUGAUAACCCCACCAGUAACUCAAUAUUACUGAUAGAUGAGCACAAUUACAGCCUCUCCAUCCAUGAGCUUGGUCCCGAAGAAGAGGAGUCUUCUGAGAUUUUGUUUGAAAAGUCUGUGGUAUCGAAUCAAAAGACUUGUCAGGUUUUCCUGAGACUCACCCUGCUCCGCAGGGGGUGUUUCCGUGCCUGCAUCUCCUACCAAAACCACCCUAUUAGCAAUGGAGAGUUUGAUAUCAUUGUUUUAACUGAGAAUGAGAAGAAUAUUGUAGAGCGAAAUGUUUCUACCUCAGGGGUCAGUAUCUAUUUUGAGGCCUAUCUUUACAAUGCUAGUAGCUAUGCCAACACACAGUGGCACCUUCCACCCCUCCAUUUGGGUGCCUCUCAGCGCCGCCCUUCCACUGCUACUGAAGAUGAGGACGAGGACUCUCCGUCUGACAGCCAGACCCCUGAGAGAGUGAAGAAACCAAAAAAAGUGUAUUGCUAUGUUUCACCCAAGCAAUUCUCUGUAAAGGAGUUCUACUUGAAGAUCAUUCCGUGGCGCCUCUUUACCUUCAGAGUGUGCCCUGGAACUAAGUUUUCUUACCAUGGGCCUGAUCCUGUGCACAAGCUGCUGACACUGGUGGUGGAUGAUGGGAUACAGCCCCCCGUGGAGCUCAGUUGCAAGGAGAGGAACAUCCUGGCAGCCACUUUCAUUCGCUCUCUGCAUAAAAAUAUAGGAGGUUCAGAGACUUUUCAAGACAAAGUAAACUUUUUCCAGAGGGAGUUGCGUCAGAUGCACAUGAAGAGACCCCACUCCAAGGUUACUCUAAAAGUCAGCCGCCACAAUCUUCUGGAAUCGUCUCUGAAAGCCACACGGAAUUUUUCCAUUUCGGACUGGAGCAAGAACUUUGAAGUUAUUUUCCAGGAUGAAGAAGCCUUGGACUGGGGAGGCCCUCGCAGAGAGUGGUUCGAAUUGAUCUGCAAAGCUUUAUUUGACACCGUCAAUCAACUUUUCACCCGCUUCAGUGACAACAACCAAGCACUGGUGCACCCCAACCCCAAUCGGCCUCCUCACUUGCGGCUGAAAGUGUAUGAAUUUGCGGGACGUCUAGUUGGAAAGUGUCUGUAUGAGUCAUCUUUGGGAGGGGCUUACAAGCAACUGGUGAGAGCUCGUUUCACCCGAUCUUUCUUGGCUCAGAUUAUAGGACUGCGGAUGCAUUAUAAGUAUUUUGAGACGGAUGACCCAGAGUUUUAUAAAUCAAAAGUUUGCUUCAUCUUGAACAAUGAUGUGAGUGAGAUGGAGCUAGUCUUUGCUGAGGAAAAAUACAGCAAACUGGGCCAGCUUGAGAAGGAGAUUGAGCUGGUAACUGGCGGUUCUCAAGUACCAGUUACCAAUGAAAACAAAAUUCUCUACUUGAAUCUACUUGCGCAGUACAGAUUGGCUAAUCAGGUUAGAGAGGAAGUGGAUCACUUCUUGAAAGGUCUCAAUGAGUUGGUUCCUGAAAACCUUUUAGCUAUUUUUGAUGAAAAUGAACUUGAGUUGCUGAUGUGCGGUACUGGAGACAUCAGUGUCUGUGAUUUCAAAGCACAUGCUGUUGUAGUGGGUGGUUCCUGGCACUUCCGAGAAAAGGUUAUGCGGUGGUUUUGGACCGUGGUGUCCAGUUUCACGCAGGAGGAACUGGCCAGGCUGUUGCAGUUCACCACUGGCUCUUCUCAGCUGCCUCCUGGAGGAUUUGCUGCACUCUGCCCCUCUUUCCAGAUCAUCGCAGCUCCGACGCACAGUACACUGCCAACUGCCCAUACUUGUUUUAACCAGCUGUGCCUCCCUACUUACGAUUCCUAUGAAGAGGUACACAAGAUGUUGCAGCUGGCCAUCAGCGAGGGCUGUGAGGGCUUCGGCAUGCUCUGAUUCCCCCAGGGAGAAGCCCAUCCAGCUUCCUUUGUUUUUCAGGGCAAAGCCCAGGCCCACUUCAGUGCUCAUUCUGAUGCCCCUCUUAGGGG
Messenger RNA from Euleptes europaea (tarantolino), 2719 nucleotides. It is a transcript of the gene AREL1, whose product is annotated as apoptosis resistant E3 ubiquitin protein ligase 1. Lineage: Eukaryota; Metazoa; Chordata; Lepidosauria; Squamata; Sphaerodactylidae. The record is from RefSeq and is a predicted model, not a curated record. Gene Ontology annotation, biological process: positive regulation of protein catabolic process; negative regulation of apoptotic process; protein polyubiquitination. The transcript is spliced from 19 exons. Gene Ontology annotation, molecular function: ubiquitin-protein transferase activity. The coding region runs from base 156 to 2627 and encodes 823 amino acids.